Molecule: messenger RNA, 3818 nt
Organism: Pomacea canaliculata
Lineage: Eukaryota; Metazoa; Mollusca; Gastropoda; Architaenioglossa; Ampullariidae
Product: slit homolog 3 protein-like
Exons: 2
Coding region: 25-2115 (696 amino acids)
Biological process (GO): signal transduction
Molecular function (GO): protein binding
Source: RefSeq, a predicted model, not a curated record
CAACCAAAGAAAAAAAACAGUAAAAUGAGGAGGAAAAAAGUCUUUUCAUCAUCCACUCUCCUCCUCCUGCUGCCAUUGCUGGAGAUGAAGGUGUAUGUCGAUGUCAGUGCGACUAACAGCAGCUGUAUUAUUUGCGACAAGCAUUAUUGCAGACUUGACAUCCAGCUGUGCAAGCAGCUGCGCAUGGACGUCAACUGCUCGCAACCUGAUCACGCGGUCAUCAUCAUGGACAAGGAGACUACAGCUGGUGCCACAGACCACAGCAACGACCCAGCGUGCAAUGGAACCGCCCUGAUUCAUGACUACGGAUGUCUGACGGAUCUUCCUGUCAACAUCUGUGAUUUUCCCUCCAUCAGGGCCGUCAGACUCCGCCACAACAACCUGACUACCUUUCCCCGCCUCACCUGCCUGCCUCGUUUGCUCGUCCUUGACCUCACCGGCAACGCUAUCACCCAGGUUCCGGAGGGAGCCUUCCAUGGCCUCCCCGAGAUCAGAGAGGUUUACCUGGACAGCAACGUCAUCACCUCAAUCCAUCCUGCUGCUUUUGAUGACGAGGUGAAUGGCCUCCAGAUCUUCACCAUCGGCAACAAUCUCCUGGAUGUUGUCGAUCCUUGGCUCUUCCUCCUGUACCACAGAUUCUGCCUGUUCGAUUUCCGACAUAAUCAGAUAUCGUAUUUCGUUAACGACCAUCACCGGAACAUCAACACUUCAGUGUUUUACGGACCAGGCUUCGUCGAUUUUUCUUACAACAAUGUCUCGUCCAUGUCUAAAAAAGAGGUGACGGCUUUUGGCAUUAAAAACAUCGACGAGAGCGAAAAAUUUAUUGAGUGGGGAUUUGAUUUUCGUCACAAUCCUUUUCACUGUGACUGUCAAAUGUAUGAAAUUUUUGUUCUUUUCGAUGAGCUGAUAAAACUAUUUUGGAGAGAUUACUUUAACGUGACCUGUAGUAGCCCACCAAAGUUCAAGGACGUUCCUUUCGACAAACUACCACUGGACGAGCUGGUGUGCAGCGUCACAGAGAACUGCCCGUCGUCGUGCACGUGCACUAAGAGACCUUAUUAUCAAGAUGUUCUGGUUAAUUGUACUUACGAGCAACUGCCGACGCUGCCUGACGACAUGCCCGAAGGGAACCUCACUGUUGAUGUGACCGGUAACGCCUUACGCCGCCUCGACCUGAGGGGCUACAUGGGGCGAGUAGUCCACCUGAAUCUGACGGCCAACCAUUUGCGUGAGGUCGACCAGCAGGCGCCACUGGCGCUACGGAACGUCAAGUCGCUUGACCUGCGCGACAACGACCUUCAGCAUAUACCGAGCACCUUACAGACUAUAUCUCCUGACGCACUGUAUCUAGACACCGGCACUUUGAAGUGCACCUGUGACCUGGAGUGGUUUCCUUCCUGGGCCCGAUACCAUGCCAGGGACAACAUUAUUAAGGUCUCAUGUCUGUCUGGACUGGACGGUCGCCACGUGUUGCUGAUCAACGCCACGCGAAAGGAUCUCGGUUGUGAGGCCGCAAACACGUCACUCGUUCAGGGGGUCUGGGGUUACGUCCUUCUGGCGGCCACCCUCAUCGUCGUCGCCCUCAUCCUCGUCGUGGUGUUUCGUUACGAGGUGUUGGUGCUCAAACACCGAGUACUCCUGCGGGAGCUGAGAGAUAAACGCUUUCCCGCUCUGCUGGACUCCUCCCGCUACGAUGUCUUCGUCAGCACGGCCAGCGAUAGCGACAACGACGCCGCCUGGGUGAGCAGGAUCUUGCUGCCCGCCAUGGACAGACGCCGACUGACCUACUUUGUGCCACAGCGAGACUGUCUGCCGGGAGCCAUCCCCACGGACGAAGUGGUUCAAACCCUCCGACAGAGCAAGUGCGCGCUCAUCCUGCUGUCGCCGGACUACCUGGCCCAGCCCAUCUGCUGCUUCCAGUUCCGCCAAGCGUACAACAUGAUGGUCAAGGAGGAUCACGGCCGCAUCUUCGUCGUGUGCUUGCAGAAGGUCAAGCGGGGUCAUGUCAAGGAUCGCUUCCUAAUGGCCAUGCUCAACCUCAACAUGGCGUACUCGGGCCACCGCCCGGAACAUGUCGAUGCUGUCCUCGGUCGCAUAUGCGCCUACGUCCGAUGAGCGCUGUCUGUUGGCUGAGAUGAAAUAGGUGCCUGUGAGACACUCCUCAAACCAAAUAUGGCAACAAAAGCAGAUUUUGCCAAUUUUGCAAAGAACUGGUGAACACGAAAAAAUGUGCCUGGUCCUUGAAUGGUCAUUCAGUCAGGGCUCAUCUGUUGGAAUGCCCGAAAGCAAUAAGGGCGUUUGCUUAAAUAAGUAAAGAGCUUAUUUGUAUAGCGCCUUUUUCAAGCAUCAGCCAGACUCAAGGUGCUUUACAUAUAGACAUGCAAGCACAUUACAUUAAUGUAUACCUAAUAUAAUUAAAUAAUAUAAUAUUAAUUAAUAAAUCAGGGUUAUGGAUAGAAUAAAAGAAGCAGAAAAAUGAUAGGUGGCGAACAGGCAUUCCCCCUUUUUUAAAUGAUCCAAUCUAAUAGGAUCUAAACUUAAAAUGCAGCAACCUGAAUAAUCUGUAAAUGAAACAAUGAAAAGCAACAUAUUUUACAAUGUCGGAAAAGUUUCAGUGUCGGUGAAGAAGGCUCGAAAACAAGAUGGCAAAGCGAAGCCGUUAGUGGAUGAAAGUGUUGAAUUGGAGGAACGACGCAGCACAAGCAGUGAAGAACAGUUCAGAACAAAGAAAAACGAGCAACAAGCAUCACAGAUAGGUAAAAUACACUAAAACGCGACGCAGAACCAUCGAGAAAACAAAAUGACAGAGAGUCCCUGUCAGGCAAAGGGACAUCACUCUUCUUGAUCCUUUGUUUUCUUUUUCUUCAAAAUAUAAGGUAGAGUUUAAAAUAAACGAGGUCGGUAAGAAAUGAUUCAGCUGAUACUCCAUGAUGUAAAAAUACUUUUCUCUCACUGUUUUGCUGAUUUGUUCCAAAGCUUUUGUUCACCUGCAAAACUGAGUGAAUGGGAUGAAGCGAGAGGCGAAAAUGUUGAUUGAUUACAACUGUCUGACUGGUAAUCUAGACACAAUGUUAAUACAAUGUUAAUUAGAAAAACAGAAAUGACUCUCCUGAAAGUAAAAUUUGUUUUAUAUAAGAUGGAAGUAAAGGCGACAAAUAAAAUAGUUUUGAUUCAAUACUUAAGUCUCCAAUAAAACCAACGUACACUUACCUCGCAUACGCACGACGUAUUACACACACACACAACACAACGCUCAACGAGCCCCCACAGAUGACGAUGAGGAUGACGAGAAUUGUAGAUGAAUCGAGUUGAAGAGGCACAAGUUCAGAGGAAUAUCACUGAGAGAGUCAGAAAGAAGAUGGCGGACGAAGACCGUUAAUUUUUCACGCUCACUCGGCCAUUAGCAACUUCUUUUUUCAUAUUUGACGUUUUUUUAUGCUUCAAGUGACGUGGAAAAAAUGACAAACACCAGAUAUGACGUUUUUUCAGCUUCAGGUGACGUGGAACAAAUGACGCACACCAGAUAUAAUGUUUAUUUCUCCUUCAAGUGACGUGGAACACAUGACACACACAAGACGUCAGACACAAGACACCAUUGUACACGAGACAAUACGAGACCUACCACAACUCAGUACAAAGUCAAGGGGACAGAUAUCUAGGAAUCUACUUCUCAGUUAAGGCAGCUUUAAUGUCGCAUGGAGGGAAUCAUGGGUGAAAACAGAAAGCGAUAGUGUUUUUAGGGGCCAAUGGUUAGAUGUAAUAAAGCAUAACUGUUGUUUAUUCCACACCGUCGUGAAUAAAGAUCAUCUCUCUCAGCC